Molecule: messenger RNA, 4290 nt
Organism: Syngnathus typhle (broad-nosed pipefish)
Lineage: Eukaryota; Metazoa; Chordata; Actinopteri; Syngnathiformes; Syngnathidae
Product: A disintegrin and metalloproteinase with thrombospondin motifs 8-like
Exons: 9
Coding region: 267-3104 (945 amino acids)
Biological process (GO): extracellular matrix organization; proteolysis
Molecular function (GO): metalloendopeptidase activity; zinc ion binding
Source: RefSeq, a predicted model, not a curated record
GAACAGAACGUAUAAAUAGACCCGCUCUGUCCAGACUGCAGCGAGUGACGCUGGUGAGUGACACAAGGACCGAGCUCGGUUCGGAAACACUCACACAUACUAGCAAUUACAAGCAGGCACACUUUGACCAAGACUGGCGAUACAGGACUAAAAACCGAACGUGAGAAGCUUUCUAGAAAGAGUUUGAGUCCUAAAGACAGACGCAUUGUCGAAGAUUAAGGAGCAUUGUGAUAAAUUCGCCUAAAACUCUAUUUUACUUGCAGAAGAUGUGCCCCGUUGUUUGCUUGCUGCUUUUGUGCGUCUUCCAUCCAGCGUUCUCCACUUGGUUUGAAUCCGAGGAUGUUGUACCUGUUCGGAUAAACGGAAGAGUCAGCGGUCGCUUUUGGAAAAGAAGUGAGGACCAGGCGAGAAUCAUCCUCAGCGCAUUCGGGAAAGAGUUGACACUAAAUCUUAUCCCCGACACCAGUUUCAUUUCACCUUAUUUUACCAUACAGCGCCUGAGAGCCAAAGACCUCGGGCUUUUACGCAGCGCCUCAGGUGCGCAACCGUCUCUGGGUGAGGAGCUCCACAAUUUAAUCAACCAGACGAAUGAGAGUGGAGGAGAGCUGAGAAGUUGCUUUUAUUCAGGGAACGUUGAUCAAGAUCAACACUCGCUUGUGGCGCUCAGUUUAUGCUCCGGCGUCUAUGGCUCCUUCAUAACAGAGGGAACAGAGUACCUAAUUGAACCCAAAUUUCGAGGAGGCUUUGGGUCACUCGCUGAACAGCUGCAUCUGAUCAAGAGGAGGACAUUGUCCAAAAGCCACGGUGUCCCUUUCCUAUUCGAUCGCGCGGUCGAAGCGAGUGGGCCGGAGAAACGCAAGUUGGAAAGUUUUACGCGUGAUGGCAGUGACACACCGAGGGAACCUCGACGGAGACGCUUCGUUUCCGCGCCACGGUUCAUAGAGACCCUGGCAGUGGCAGAUUCAAGCAUGGCCCACUUUUAUGGGGAUGAAAUAAAGCACUAUAUUUUGACCUUGAUGUCAAUGGCUGCCCAGCUGUACAAGCACCCCAGCAUAAAGAAUUCCGUGAACUUAGUGGUAGUGAAGUUGCUGGUGGUAGAGGAUGAAGAGGUCGGUCCAGAGGUCUCCAGCAAUGGAGGGGUGGCUCUCAGGAACUUUUGCUCCUGGCAGCAGCUCUUCAACACACCAAGUCAGCGUCAUCCAGAGCACUACGACACUGCCAUGCUUUUCACCAGAGAGGACAUUUGUGGACAAAAGACCUGUGAUACUUUGGGUGUUGCCGAUGUCGGGACAAUGUGUGAUCCCAAGAGAAGCUGCUCUGUUAUAGAGGACAAUGGUCUGCAAGCUGCUUUCACUGCUGCACAUGAACUUGGUCACGUUCUUAGCAUGCCCCACGAUGACUCCAAAACCUGUGAGAGACUGUUUGGGGAUCUUGGAGGACAUUACUUGAUGGCCCCAUUGUUUGUUAGCCUCAACAAAACCAUGCCUUGGUCUCCCUGUAGUGCUCUCUACAUCACAGAGUUCUUUGACAAUGGUCAUGACUGCCUGCUGGAUUUUCCAGAAAGCAGUUUACCAUUGCCGAAGGAGCUGCCAGGCAUCAAAUACAACCUAGAUCAUCAGUGCCAACAGAUUUUUGGAGAGGAAUUCUACCAUUGUCCCAACACAACAGACAGUGAUAUUUGCAGCCAGCUCUGGUGCCAAGAGGAUGGAACAUCGCAGUGCUCCACAAAGAAUGGCAGCCUGCCCUGGGCUGACGGAACCCCUUGUAGUCUCAACAGGACAUGCCUUCAUGGAGUGUGCAUGCCGACAAAGGAGGUGCUGGAGCCACUGGUGGUUGUAGAUGGUGGCUGGAGCACAUGGGGACCAUGGCAACAAUGUUCCAGGACAUGUGGAGGUGGAGUAGAGUUCUCUUAUAGGGAGUGUACGAACCCUGAGCCUCAGAAUGGGGGAAACUAUUGUGAAGGACAGAGGGUUCAGUACCAGUCCUGCAACACACAGCCUUGUGACAACAAUGGCAAAAGUUAUCGAGAGGAGCAGUGUGAGAAGUACAAUAGCCCAAACUACCUGGAUUACAACGGCAACAUAAAACAUUGGAUACCAAAGUAUGCUGGUGUGUCUCCUCGGGACAGAUGCAAACUGUUCUGCCGGGCCAGGGGAAGCAGUGAAUUUAAGGUGUUUGAGUCCAAGGUAAUUGAUGGAACACCCUGUGGUCCUGACACCACAUCUGUGUGCGUCCAAGGCCAGUGUGUAAAGGCAGGCUGCGAUCAAGUGAUUGGAUCCAAUAAGAGAGUGGAUAAGUGUGGAGUGUGUGGAGGAAAUGGGCUUACCUGCAGGAAGAUCACUGGGUCCUACAACAAGGCAAUCUAUGGAUACAGCGACAUUGUCACAAUCCCUGUCGGUGCAACCAAUAUUGAUAUCAAACAGCGGAGCCACAGAGGAAUCAAACACGACGGGAAUUACCUGGCUAUAAUGAGAGAGAGCGGAAGUUACAUCCUCAAUGGAAACUUCUCAGUAUCGACGAUGGAACAAGACAUUCCUGUACUUGGUGCUGUGUUGAAAUACAGCGGUUCCUCCACCACGUUGGAGAGGAUCCAGAGUUUCAUGCGGCUCAAAGAGGCCAUCAUUAUUCAGCUUCUGGCUACAGCGGGCGAUAGCAGUCCUCCAAAAGUGAAAUAUUCCUUUUUCAUCCCCAGAGAUGUUGCUCUUAAAUCAAAAGAGAAGACGGGCUCUUCGACAUCUUUGCAUGUGAUUCAUCCUUUCAGUGCACCAGACUGGGUUUUAGGAGAGUGGUCUGAGUGCUCAAAGAGCUGCGGUUCAGGGUGGUCCAGGAGGAAUGUGGAGUGCAGAGACAGUGCAGGCUUUCUCUCAAGCCUUUGCGAUAAAGACCUGAAGCCAAUGGACAUCAGGGCCUGCGGGGACCAGCCCUGUCCCAUCUGGCAGAUGGGACCUUGGUCGGCCUGCUCACGAACUUGCGGUCAGGGUGAGCGGCGUCGCAGCAUCUUCUGUAUAGACUACACUGGGAAGACUGUUGAACCAGAAAAGUGUGACCCUAAUAAAAAACCCGCGCCUGUCUCUGGAGAAUGUUUUAACCUUGAGUGCUUAUGAAAGAACAUAAGCAAACUGAACAAUUCCCUUUUUGAUCUGACGGCACUUAUCAACAGAUUGCAUCACAUCACAGUAAGUGCAUUUGCCUGAGUAUGGUUUUGCCGUCUUAUUUUGGGACUGUUGACAACCACUGAUGGAGAUUUCAACCACUGUUGAAAGUAACCAAUGGAAAACUACCUCGGAAAUGUAAUGAGAAGCCAUUUAGAGAUGCUAGAUCAAGGUGCUGUGUUGUAUUUUCUCCACUUUCAAGUGACAACUAAUUUAUUGGAGUAACAUUCAGUCUAUCUUACAGAAUAUAUUUGGAAAUUAGCUCUCAUUUAUUGUGGGGCUAAGAAAGUGGCAUGAAGCCUACUAUUGUUCAGCAUGGUGUAAAUAUACUGUACUUUCAUCUGACAUCUGCAGAACUCAGUGCCCUUAGCUGCUUCAAUUCAAUGUUUUUUCCCCAGUUGCUGAGGUAGAUGAGGUUAGUGAGUUGUUGUUUUAAGCUUUCUCUGUGUGUGAUCCUGUUUCACUGCUCCUUAUUUCUACACACAGCAAAUUGAUUUAUGUUAAAGAUCGUAAAUGUGAUUUUGUGUUUGUGUGAGAGAGAGACUUUUAUCGACUCUAAAAUAGGGCAAUAAAUAAAUGUUGUACUGCUUUUGUCAAAACAAAUUCCUUACAAUACCAAACUCCAUUUGUAGUAAGAAUUUAAGUUUACACAUUGUGUAAAAUAUUUCACAUAAAUAAAUAACCCAGGACAGAGAAUUACCAUGUCCUACAUUUUGGUUUCUGCUUUAUGUUACAGUUGAAGGUAUCAGGUUUACCAUCUGUCUUCAGUACAAGAUGUUCAUAUUUGGGUACUUACCCCUAAUCUAAGGUGCAUUUCAUGUUAAGUACUUGUGAUGGUCAAUUUUCAUGUUUGCGUUCCUUAACAAUAUCACCCAUCAUAUUUAAACACUUUUUAAAAAGCUUUUGUAUGUAUUAUUUUAUUCUUCAUUCCUGUUAAUUUACAGCAUGUAAUGAGAGAAAUCAGAGGGACCAUUAGGCCUAUAUCCCUUCAAUGAAGGACCAUACCAUUUUACAAUUAAAGCUUCCUUUUAAGCUAUUUAUUUUUUACCUGGUAUAUGUAAUGAACCUGGCAGAUGCUACUGUCUCAGAAAUGGUUUUGUUUGUAAAAAUUGACAAAUAAACACAUCUACGUCAAUAA